This is a messenger RNA of Cynara cardunculus var. scolymus (artichoke), 1574 nucleotides long. Its product is annotated as 3-ketoacyl-CoA synthase 12-like. Gene Ontology annotation, molecular function: acyltransferase activity, transferring groups other than amino-acyl groups. NCBI's taxonomy places the organism in Eukaryota, Viridiplantae, Streptophyta, Magnoliopsida, Asterales, Asteraceae. The transcript has a single exon. Gene Ontology annotation, cellular component: membrane. The record is from RefSeq and is a predicted model, not a curated record. The coding region runs from base 19 to 1419 and encodes 466 amino acids. Gene Ontology annotation, biological process: fatty acid biosynthetic process.
CUUCUUCCCUCUCUGAAAAUGGUGUUUUUUCUAACCAUUUUGUCCUUCCUUCCUCUCUUAUAUCUUGUCUAUAUUCUACUCAACGUUCUUGAAAGAAAAAGGCAUCAGAACUGUUAUUUACUGGAUUACCAGUUGUACAAACCCACCGAUGAUCGGAAACUCUCCACUGAAUUCUGUGGUGAAAUCAUCAGGAGGAAUAAAAACCUAGGUUUAAACGAGUACAAGUUCCUACUCAAAGCCAUUGUGAGCUCUGGCAUUGGUGAAGAAACCUACGCCCCAAGAAUGGUGUUUGAAGGCAGGGAAGAAAACCCUACUCAUCAAGAUACCAUCGUUGAGAUGGAAGAGCUUUUUGAGUACACCAUCGGAGAACUUUUCCGGCGAACUGGGAUUUCCCCUUCAGAUAUUGACGUUUUGGUUGUCAAUAUCUCCAUGCUGGCUUGCAUGCCGUCGUUGUCAAGUCGCAUCGUGAAUCAGUACAAGAUGAGGGAAGACAUCAAAACCUACAAUUUGUGUGGAAUGGGUUGUAGUGCGAGUUUGGUUUCUUUGAAUAUUGUUCAAAGCAUUUUCAAAGCCAAGAAACAUCAAUUGGCUAUGGUGGUGACAUCUGAAUCUUUGACUCCAAAUUGGUAUAUUGGUAACGACAAAUCCAUGAUUCUUUCAAACUGCUUGUUUAGAUCAGGUGGGUGUGCCAUGAUUCUAACAAACAACCCAAGUUUAUCCCAGAAAUGCAAGUUGAAGUUGAAUUGCUUAGUCCGAACCCACCAUGGAUCCAAAGACGAAUCCUACGGAUGUUGCAUAGAGACCGAAGAUGAUCAGGGUCGGGUCGGGUUUCAUCUUGGAAAAUCUUUACCCAAAGCCGCAGCCCGAGCCUUCAUAGACAACUUAAAAGAAAUCGCUCCGAAGAUCUUACCAAUCCGGGAGCUCCUCCGGUUCAGUAUCCUCUCCAUUACCUUAAAAAUGCUCAACAACGAUCAAAGAAAGUCAACCAGGUCAACCCGACCUAUAAUCAACUUCAAAACCGGCGUGGAUCACUUCUGCCUCCACACCGGAGGCAAAGCUGUGAUCGACACCGUGGCUCAAAGCCUCGGCCUGAGUGAAUGUGACGUCGAACCAGCCCGGAUGACCCUUCACCGGUUCGGAAACACGUCAGCGAGUAGCGUUUGGUAUGUUUUAGGGUACAUGGAGGCCAAGAAAAGGCUAAAAAAAGGUGAGAAAUUGUUCAUGAUAAGCUUUGGAGCAGGUUUCAAGUGCAAUAGUUGCUUAUGGGAAGUGAUGGGAGAUCUGGAAGGAGAAGAAAACGUGUGGAAAGAGUGUAAUAUUGAAUGCUACCCACCACAAACCCUAGCCAACCCGUUCUUGGAGAAAUAUGGAUGGAUCCAAGAUGCAGAUAUCGAUACCUUCAAGCUGCUGCCAGAGUGAGUAUAAUUUACAAGGAUACAAAGGUCAUUUUACACUUGUAAUUCAGUUUUUUAAUACAAGAAACAAAAGGUAUAAAAGGAUAAAAAUGCAUCCAUUGUUGUAUUAAUUACUUUCUUUUGUUUGUAUUGUGUAUUAUUUUUAAAUGAAAUUUGACA